Molecule: messenger RNA, 2142 nt
Organism: Aspergillus bombycis
Lineage: Eukaryota; Fungi; Ascomycota; Eurotiomycetes; Eurotiales; Aspergillaceae
Exons: 2
Coding region: 1-2142 (713 amino acids)
Cellular component (GO): microtubule; membrane; cytoplasm
Molecular function (GO): GTP binding; microtubule binding; GTPase activity
Source: RefSeq, a predicted model, not a curated record
AUGGAAGCGCAAGCUGAUCAUGAUACCCAUCGAAGCAACCACGGCACGACGGAGAGCUUCGUAUCAAACAUAUCCCCAUUUGAUUCUCUCCCGAUCGCUGCCAGACAGCAAGAGCUGCUAGAUAUAAUCGACAAAGCUCGCAGGACGACCACCACUAUCGACCUUCCACAGAUCGCGGUGGUUGGCGAUCAGUCGUCAGGGAAGAGCUCCGUCCUUGAGGCGAUUACCACAUUGAAAUUCCCUGCGAGCGGGGGCAAAUGCACGCGGUUCCCCAUCCAGAUUAGUGUCCGGCGUGGACCAAAUGAAAAAGUCGCAGCGAGCAUUAUUCCAUAUGACAAGAGGCCACCGGAACAAAAGAAGCAACUUCAAAGGUUCUCUCUUCACAUGCGAGAUUGUAAUAUCGAGGAUCUUCAUGAUAUAGUGGAAUCAGCAAGAAAUUUCAUUUGGCCUGAUCAGAACAAUAUCAAAGACUAUGCCAUGGACAUCUUGAGUAUCGAGGCUGUCGGUCCCCGAAUGCCCAACCUCAGCGUCAUCGAUCUGCCCGGAUAUGUUCAAAUUAAUGCACAAGAUCGGUCGGGGGAAGACUCUGACGCAGAGCAGGUGAUGAAACUGGCGGAGCGGUUCACGAGAGUGCCUAGAACCGUCAUACUAGCAAUUGUCCAUGCUGCCACCGACUAUGAAACCCAAACCGUCUUGAAAGAACUCAAGAGGAUAGAUCCCCAGGGUGCACGUACCAUUGGGGUCAUCACAAAGCCAGACAUACCCAGCGACAGCCACAGUAUAUCGGAAUUUAUCCAACUGGCAAAGAACGAUAGAUAUCAUCUCAAACUGGGUUGGUACGUGUUAAAGAAUAGGAAGAAUCCAGAGGGUAAGAACCUUUCUUGGGACGAGCGGAAUGAAGGAGAGAAGUCCUUUUUCAAUAAACAUCCAGACUGGGCCCAGGCAGGUCAAGAAAGGUUAGGAAUAUUCCCACUCGUUCAGAAACUGCAAAAGAUUCUCCUCUCAACAAUCGCGCAAGAGCUCCCAUCUAUCUUGAAGCAACUGCAGCAGGCCCGGGAUGAGUGUGCAAAGAAAUUAAAAAAGCUUGGGGACUGUCCCAGUACAGUUCUGGAGAUGAGAGAGCAACUCAGAAGGUGCUGGGUUCAAUGCCAAGGUACAGUCACUCAGGGAGUACACGGGCAGUAUAUGAUAGACCAGGAAUUCUUCAACGCGGACAAGAAGCUGUACGCUGAGAGUGGUAUUUCUAUUUACAUGCUACGUGCUUGUAUUGCCAAGCAGAACGAAAUAUUUGACCGAACCCUCAGAGAUUGGGGUUGCGCCUACGAUGUUGUUGACAACCGUCUUGAAACGCCAUCCAAGAUCCAUUAUGGAAGUGCAAAGCCCGAGCUGGUACCUCCUCCGAGAAAGGUCACACGAGCACAGUUCAUAAUUGAAGAUGUGGAGCCACUCCUGAAGCAGCACCGAGGACAACAGAAUCCCGGAGACAUCGAUCCGACUGUAGUGUAUCCCCUUUUCCAAAAGCUAUCCUCUAACUGGCAACCCCUUGUUGAGGAUCACGUCCGGCGGGUCUAUUCGAUUUGCUCCGUAUUUAUGCAAUUAGUUAUCCAGGAAAAAUGGCCAACCAGAAUGCAGGAUUCCUUACGGAAGGUGAUGUUGAAUGACCAAAUGGAUAUGAGACUCGCUAGUGCUCACGAAGAGGUAACAAAGAUUUUCACGGAUCACUCUAGAUAUAUGCAGACACAUGACCCUGAGUACAUCCGAACUUUGUGGAAUUUAGGAGCAGUCAGCGCCAGACCGACAGAUGCCGAUGCCGAUGUAACGAUAGCCUUCAUGAUGUGCGAGGAUAUUCUGACAAAAACAUGGGUAUAUUACAAUAUUGCGCUGGGCAUCUUUCUUCGUAACAUUAUAGUUCAGGUUAUUGAACGUCAUCUUGUAUAUGGUCUAAUAGACAUAUUCGACCAGUCCCACAUCUCCACCCUUAAUGAUGAACAGAUCAAGGAAAUUGCCGAGGAGAGCGAAGAGGAGCAGAAAACUCGUGAUAUGUUGAGAGACGAAAAGAAGCGUCUAGACGACUGUGUACGGACGAUACAGAAUAUCAGUUGGGGAAAUGAUUGGGGACAUGACCUGGGAAUGGUCAGUUAG